AUGUCAUAUCUUCAGCAGCAGAUAAAUAACUUCAACGCGAACGUGGUAUCAUCGGCCAGUCGCCUUCCGCAGCAGAGGCGCACUGUCGGAAACGGUGCGCCCGGGGCGGCCACGACCCCGCAACCUGCAUCUUCCUCAUCUACGCCAAACCAAGGAAGCGAAACGAAGCGAAAACGGCAUGAAUCGGACAUUGUCUAUUCCCAGCCUGCCAAUACUGGCACUGGCAAGGAUAUCAUGACGCAAGUGCUCUUUGCAAUCGAACACAUGAAGGCGAAGGGUGUGCCGCUCAAGUUCAGCGACAUUGUCUCGUAUUUAUCUCUCCAGCAUCGCGCUCAGGAUCAGGGCUACCUACAUGCGUUGCGCAGCAUUCUUCAAGUGCACGAAAAAGUCAACUAUGACCCUAAGGGCGCCAACGGUGAAGGUACUUUCAGCUUCCGUCCACCGCAUAACAUCCGCACAGCGGAGCAGCUGCUCCAGAAACUUCAGUCUCAGACUACUGCGGCAGGUAUGAGUGUACGGGAGCUCCGUGAGGGAUGGCCCAACGUCGAGGAGACUAUCAACCAACUGGAGAAGGAAGGCAAACUUCUGGUUACUAGAAACAAGAAGGAUGAUCAUGCCAAGAUGGUUUGGGCCAACGAUCCGUCCUUGAAUUAUCAUUUCGAUGAAGAGUUUCGUCAAAUUUGGGAUAAGAUCAAGGUGCCCGACCAGCAGAAAGUGAUAGAGGAACUCGAGAAGGCUGGCAUCACGCCAACAAGCAAAAACAAGGUCGUGAAGCCCCGCCCCAAGGUUGAGCAGAAAAAGGUGAAGAAGCCACGGAGGAGUGGCAAGACGACCAACACCCAUAUGAUGGGUGUGUUGAGGGAUUAUUCACACCUGAAGCGGUGA
Rasamsonia emersonii CBS 393.64 is the source of this 885-nucleotide messenger RNA. RefSeq lists its product as uncharacterized. Gene Ontology annotation, cellular component: transcription factor TFIIE complex. The transcript has a single exon. Bases 1 to 885 code for a protein of 294 amino acids. Lineage: Eukaryota; Fungi; Ascomycota; Eurotiomycetes; Eurotiales; Trichocomaceae. The record is from RefSeq and is a predicted model, not a curated record. Gene Ontology annotation, biological process: transcription initiation at RNA polymerase II promoter.